AUGCCACCAGUUCAACAAUACCAAUACGUAGGUCAUCAACCAUCAAACUGGGACAAAUUCAAAAUGGGUGCGUUAAUGGGCUCAACAGUUGGUGUAUGUGUUGGGGUAUUAUUUGGUGGAUUUUCCAUCUUACAAAAUGGUGCUGGCCCCAAUGGAGUAAUGAGAACUUUAGGACAAUACAUAAUGGGGUCAGUAGGGACUUUUGGGUUGUUUAUGUCUAUCGGAUCAGUAAUUAGAUCCGAUGGCCAGUAUUUGGAAUUGCAAAGGAAUAUGAUUGCUAAUCAAAGAGCUAAAUUGACUGCUAUUUACAGAGAUUAA
Messenger RNA from Lodderomyces orthopsilosis Co 90-125, 318 nucleotides. RefSeq lists its product as uncharacterized. Lineage: Eukaryota; Fungi; Ascomycota; Pichiomycetes; Serinales; Debaryomycetaceae. Gene Ontology annotation, cellular component: TIM23 mitochondrial import inner membrane translocase complex. The record is from RefSeq and is a predicted model, not a curated record. Gene Ontology annotation, biological process: protein insertion into mitochondrial inner membrane; protein import into mitochondrial matrix. Bases 1 to 318 code for a protein of 105 amino acids. The transcript has a single exon.